AUGAGUAAUAUUUCUACAUCAUUAUUGCCGAAUUCAACGUUUACAACAAUAUCAUCAACAAACUUGAUGUCAAAAACAAUGUUGUCAAACUCAACGUUAACAACAACAACAACAAUAACAACAACAACAAAAACAUCAAGUUUAGUACUUAAUAAUGAUACUAUAUUUAACAUUAUUACACAAUUACUCAAUGGAACCAAACUAUACAAACAUCAAGUAGCUGAUUUAAUGGAACCUGAACAUUUUUCUGUUCGUGAUACUCAUAUUAUUAUUUGGAUAUUCAGCAUUAUUACUUAUGUUCUUGCAAUUCCAAUUGCUAUACGAUUAGUUCGAUCAAGAGCUUAUUUAAAUAUAAUUGAUUAUUUUUCGUUUCAUAUGAUUCUUUGUUCAUUUAUUGCAUGGUUUCCAUCUUUAAUACUUAUACUUUAUCAUUGGUUUCAAUUAUUUACAUUACGACUUUGUCGUUUGCAUUAUGUUAUUUACUCAACAAAUGCAACUGUUCCAAUUUUUUUUAUACUUUAUAUGAUUCUCGAACGUUUUUUCUAUGCUCAUCCAUCAAUUAAACAAAAAUUUACAAGAUUUUCUAACAUGUUUUAUAUUAAUUUAUAUGCAAUUUUUACUUGGCUUUUGAUAAUGCUUAUUUAUGCACUUGCAUCACCAUUUACUCAAGCUGAUUCAAAUUCGACUAUAUCAAUAUAUACAAAUAAAUAUUGUCCUUAUAAUUAUUCUAAAUUACGCUCAAUAGCAACAGCUCGUUCAAUAAUUUAUUUUUGUUUAUUUAUACCAGCUUUAAUAUUAAUUGGUUUUGUUUUAAGAUAUUUUUAUCUUUUACGUGGUACAAAUCAAGUUGCACCAAUACAAAAAUUAUGGACAAUACGUGUUACAUCAUUAUUAUGUGUGAUCGUUUUUUAUGAUAUAUAUUUAUAUUAUCUUGAACAUAUUACUGAAACAUAUAAAUCAUAUUUAUUAGCAUCAAUAUUACGUUCAAGUAUUUAUUUAGUACAAUUAAUUAUAAUUGCUUGUACAGAACCAUAUUGGCUUGAAAUAUUAUUUGAACGUUGUGCUUGUUUACGUUGUAUACUCACUGGUCAACGACGAAAACCAACAACACCAGUUGCUAUAUCAGCUGAAACAGAAAUAAAUACUUUACGAUAUUCAUCAUCUACAGGACAUUAUUCACUUGUUGAUGAUACAGUUAAUGAUGAAUUUGAGGAAAGUACUAGUGGACCACAACCAACAUUACGUAUUGUUGCUUAA
This is a messenger RNA of Rotaria sp. Silwood1, 1257 nucleotides long. The record is from the annotation of a GenBank genome assembly. Lineage: Eukaryota; Metazoa; Rotifera; Eurotatoria; Philodinida; Philodinidae.